GGAAGGCAAGAAGACACAAACAAAUUCUCUCUUCUGUCUGUCUGUCUGUCUGCCUGUCUGCUAUGAUUUAUCUAUCUGGGAUUUAUUGUUUAUGUGUUUGGAGAAAAAGUCCAAAAGAUACACUAGUCUGGAAAAAAUCAAAUACAAGAUAUGGAUAAUGAAUUAAAAGAAAUGAUGAUUGCAAGUGGAGUGGAAGAAAAAUCUUCUACACCGUUCAUUCACAGAAAAUGUAAAAAAGACAAAAACGACAACCGGCGAGAAGGAAUGAUAGUCAUUGCAGCGGUUAAUUUAGGAACAAGGUAUUCGAGUUUUGCUUAUACAUUCAGAGACGAACUCGAUAAAGUAAGAGAGCCAAGCGUACCUUGCAAUGUCAUUUAUAAACAGUGGACAAGCGGAAGUGAUGCCGGAUUUUUCUCCCACAAAACCCCCACUUGCCUCCUUUUGAAUCCAGCAGGAAAUUUUGAUUCGUUUGGAUAUCCAGCAGAAGAAAAGUACUGUGCAUUGAUGAACGACAAUGUUCAUAAUGGAUGGAAAUUUUUCAAACACUUCAAGACGAUUCUUCUAAACGAAAAGAACCUUUCAAAGGACAUGAUGAUACCGGACGACCAGAACACUAUGUUUAAGGCCAUUGACGUGUUUGCUUUUAGCCUAAAAUUUAUUAAAGAUGAGCUGAGAAAAGAUUUACAGAAGACUGGCUACGACAUAAAGGAAAGUGAAAUUCAAUGGGUCAUAACUAUACCAGCCAUAUUAAACCAUAGGUCAAGGCAGUUCAUAAGGGUGGCGGCGGAGCAGGCAGGUAUGACUAGGAAUCAGUUAGAAUUUGCGCUAGAAUCAGAAGCAGCUGCAGUGUAUGUCAAGGAGUUCAUGGCGGCUAAACAGAAGGUAAAGGCAGAUGAGCAGGUGCUUGUACCUUUCCCAGCUGGAACACAAUUCAUGGUUCUGGAUCUUGGAGGCCGUUCAGACAGACUUGUAAUAGCUGCCAUAGAUUUAGGAACAACAUACUCAGGAUAUGCCUAUACAUUCAAACAUGAACUUGAGAGGGAGCGCUCAGCAAAAGAUAUGUGUAAAGUCCUUUCGAAUAACUGGCAGUCAGGCAGUUCGGCCGGACUGAUCUCACACAAAACUCCUACUAGUUUGCUCCUUACCAAAGAUGGCGAGUUCGACUCGUUUGGAUAUAAAGCAGAGAAGAAUUAUAUGGAUCUCGUGAACGGAAACAAACAUAUUGGCUGGCGUUUCUAUCGAAAAUUCAAGAUGUUACUGCACAAAAAUGACGUUUUAAACAAAAACACAACAAUUAAAGACGACCAAGGAAAUUCAUAUCUAGCUUUGGAAAUUUUUGCGCACAGUAUACGUUUUCUUAAAACUGAACUGAUUCAAGCACUUCACCGAGAAAACGUUCAACCGAUUUUUGUUGAAACAGAUAUACAGUGGGUCAUUACCAUACCUGCAAUCUGGGAUCCGAAGUCCAAAGACUUCAUGAGGGUCGCUGCAGAGGAGGCGGGUAUAGAAAGAGACCGACUGGAGUUUGCAUUAGAACCAGAGGCAGCCUCCGUCUAUGUUAAAGAGAUGCUUGUCACCAGAACCACGACUGAUAACGAAGCAGAAAUAGUACCAUUUGAGGCUGGAACUCAAUACAUGGUAUUAGACCUCGGAGGUGGAACGAUAGAUGUUGUCGUUAAAGAAGUUCGAGAAGACCGAACGCUUCGUGAACUUCAUCAUGCUUUUGGAAAUGGUUUAGGUGGCGAGUCUGUAAAUAAACGAUUUAUUGAAUAUUUUGAAAAUGCAUUUGGUAUUAAACUAAUGACGGAAUUCAGGACAAACAAUGCCUACAGGGGACUUUGGCUUGACUUUGAAACCGAAAUUGAAAAACAAAAAAGAAACUUUGCUUCUGUCGGUAUAGAGCAGUUGAAAUUAAAUAUCUCAUCCAAAUUUCUUGAAUUGUUUGAAAAUUCUUGUGGCAAAAGUCUUUCGGAUCAUUGCACCUCUAUUGAACAUCUAUCCAGCAGGAGGGAUAAGCUAAACAUGCACAAGGAUUUGAUCGUUAAACUGUUUCAGCCAUCUAUUGAUAGCAUCAUACAGUUCAUGAGGGAUGUUUUCGACAAAAAGCACUUGGUUGGUGUUUCGGACAUCAUAAUGGUUGGUGGAUUCUCGCAAUGCAAACUGAUUACCGAUAAAGUCAAAGAAACGUUCAGGGGUUUAAAUAUUGUUAUUCCUCACGAUGCUGACCUUGCGGUGUUGAAGGGCGCGGUCAUUUAUAGGCACUGGCCAGAGGUGAUUUACUCUCGUCGUGCGCCUUUCUCUCUCGGAGCAAGGUUCAACCGAAUUUGGCUCGACGGAGAUGAUAUCAGUAAACAGUUUAGGAAUACUGACGGCGAGAAGAUGUGUAUGGAUUACUUUAGUAAGUUCGUAACAAAAGACGAGGAAUUUGCAUCCAAAGACAAGGCGACUCUUGAGGUAUAUCCAAUUUGUGCAGAUACGACUGUUAUGCCUGUGGAAAUAUUCAAAUCAGAUGAAGAGAACCCUAGAUACACAACAGAUCCGUCCUGUAAGAGUAUGGGGAACCCAUUUAACGUUGACAUGUCGGACUUAAGAGGCGGCAUGGAACGGAAGGUACACGUGACUCUGACCAUGGGAAGUACAGAAAUAAGGGUGGAAGGACAACAGAUUCCGAAUGGUGAGGUCAAGAAAAUCCAGCUAAAUCUGCUAAAGGACUGAAAAAUCCGGCCACAAUCUUCACAUAGGCAACUUCAAAUUGUUAAUUCCUUAUGUCUACCCCGUACUGUAUAUGUUUUAAAUACAUGUACUAGAUGUUAUGCACUACACAUGUAUAUCAUAAUCGAUUUCAAUCAUAUUAUAUAUAUGAUUAUACAUAUUAAUAUUAUGAUUAACACGUAUUCUCAUUUUAUUACAUAUACUAACUAAUACACUGUAUGUAAGUUUUAAUUGACAACUAAGUUUUCGCUAAUCUGAAUUUAUUGUUUAUUUUUUUCUUUUAAAAUUUUGUUUACUAAUAUCUUAUUAUACGAUGGCUUAAAAUGACACCUUACAAAAGCUAAAACUACAAAAUACCACUCAUAUUGUCACCCCAUACCCUUGCAGUUGAGACUGAUUAUUUUAAUUGAAUCACCAGGAAUCAGAGGAUUUUUUCUUAAUUGUAAGAUGAAUUUCAAUUUAUCUUGAUGCUUCCGUUGUGUGAUUUUUUUUCGCCAAAAAAAUCUUAUUUGAGAAAUAAAAGGUAUAGUGUUCAAA
Molecule: messenger RNA, 3249 nt
Organism: Magallana angulata
Lineage: Eukaryota; Metazoa; Mollusca; Bivalvia; Ostreida; Ostreidae
Product: heat shock 70 kDa protein 12A-like
Exons: 8
Coding region: 151-2715 (854 amino acids)
Molecular function (GO): ATP binding; ATP-dependent protein folding chaperone
Source: RefSeq, a predicted model, not a curated record